Molecule: messenger RNA, 3823 nt
Organism: Aedes albopictus (Asian tiger mosquito)
Lineage: Eukaryota; Metazoa; Arthropoda; Insecta; Diptera; Culicidae
Product: Y+L amino acid transporter 2
Exons: 9
Coding region: 620-2116 (498 amino acids)
Biological process (GO): amino acid transmembrane transport
Cellular component (GO): membrane
Molecular function (GO): L-amino acid transmembrane transporter activity
Source: RefSeq, a predicted model, not a curated record
UGAAUCCAUUCGAAAACGGUCGCUCGUUGAGUGAGCAACAAACCGCGCGUUGCUUGUUGGUCAAUUCGAUCCGGUCGUUGUCGACGUUGCCUUCGUUUGGCGCGCGCGCGAAGUUCCCUGAAGCGCGUGUGUAAUUUCGUGCGAAUUCAAAUUGAUUUGUGCUUGAAUGGAUAUCGGUUUGGAAUUUGGAAUUCCAACAACGGGGUGUGAAGUGAAGAUAGUGAAUGUGAUGUAAUCUUCCGAGAAUCAUCUCGCCGGAAUUUUGUGAUCAAAAUAGCGGUGCGGUAUCCAAAAACUGGGAAGCUGAGCUGAUACGGAAAGUGUUUGUGAUAAAAAAAAGUAUCCAAUUUAGUGUUAAACAAACUGCCAGAGAGCUUCAAAACAGCAGUCAAACAGUUAUAACGCCAACCAGGAAAACUCGACCAAACAGUGACCCCUAAUUUACAUCGCUCGAGGAUAAAUCGUUCGUUCUUCUUCGGCUGAACCAGCAACUACACAUACGGCAACCACCAGCAGAAGAACGAUCUUUCCAUUCCUGAGUUAUUAAGGGUCAGUCCUCCCACGAAAGAAAAAUAAACAUUUCAAAGACUUAAGUAACAACCAAAUACAAGCCAAAAAGAUGGAGGACGAUUCGCUCAAGAAGGACAACCGAAAGGAUUCGGUGAAAAGCGCCACCAGCAAUGGGACGGCAGCCGGUGGCGGCGGCGGUGGCGAUGGGGAAAUUACGCUCAAACCAAAGAUGACUCUGGUCAAUGGAGUGACGGUGAUUGUCGGGUCGAUCAUUGGGUCCGGUAUCUUCGUGUCGCCGACGGGGGUCCUAAUCAACACCGGCAGUGUCAACAUGUCGCUGAUCGUUUGGGUGCUGUCAGGGCUGUUCUCGAUGGUCGGAGCUUACUGCUAUGCCGAGCUGGGAACGAUGAUCAAGAAAUCCGGUGCCGACUAUGCCUACAUCAUGGAAACCUUCGGUCCUUUCCUGGCGUUUAUCCGUCUGUGGAUCGAAUGCAUGAUCGUGCGGCCGUGCUCCCAGGCCAUCGUGGCCCUCACGUUCAGCGUGUACGUCCUGAAACCGUUCUUCCCUGAAUGUCAACCCCCGGAUGAUGCCGCCCGGCUGCUGGCCGUCUGCUGCAUUCUGGUGCUAACAUUCGUUAACUGCUGGGACGUCAAGUGGGCAACCGCCGUGCAGGACAUCUUCACCUACGCCAAACUGUUGGCUCUGUUCAUCAUCAUUGGAGCCGGAGCGUACUACUUGUUCAAAGGCAACACCGAGUACUUCACGUUCGAGAAUACGAAAACCGAGGUCACAUCACUGGCGCUGUCUUUCUACUCGGGUCUAUUCGCCUACAACGGAUGGAACUAUCUGAACUUUAUCAUAGAAGAACUGAAGGAUCCGGUUAAGAAUCUGCCGCGUGCCAUCGCUAUUUCUUGCACGCUGGUCACCGUCGUGUAUGUUUUCACCAAUGUGUCGUUCUAUACUGUGCUGUCGCCGGAGGAGGUGCUUGGGUCGCAAGCCGUGGCCGUCACUUUUGCCGAUCGGGUGUUUGGCGUGUUCGCCUGGACCAUUCCAGUUUUCGUGGCCCUGUCGACCUUCGGAGCCGUAAAUGGAAUUCUGCUGACGUCAUCGCGUCUCUUCUACGCCGGUGCCUGCGAAGGACAAAUGCCGGAGAUUCUGACCAUGAUUCAGAUCCAACGCCUCACGCCAACGCCGGCCGUCCUCAUUAUGGCGCUACUUUCGAUGGUCUACCUGACCGUGUCGGACAUCUUUGCGCUGAUCAACUACGUCGGAUUUGCCACCUGGUUAAGUAUCGGCGUAGCCGUCCUGUGUCUGCCAUGGCUUCGAUGGGCCCAACCAAACCUGAACCGCCCGAUUAAGGUGAACCUGAUCUUCCCGAUCUUCUACCUGAUCGCCACCGUGUUCGUCACGGUAGUUCCCAUGAUCGCGAGCCCGGUUGAAACCGGCUACGGACUGCUCAUGAUCCUGACCAGCAUUCCCGUCUACUGCAUAUUCAUUGCGUGGCGAAAUAAGCCCAAGUGGUUCAACCAUACGAUGGUGGGCGUCACACGGUUCUUGCAGAAAAUGCUCAUGGUCCUUGGUAAGGCCAAACCAGCUCAGGUUUAGACAGAAGAAAAACAAUGACAAACAUUUAAAAGACAGAGUCAACAUCGAAAGAGAGACACAUCAUUCACGUAGCACAUUCCGAAACAAAUCAAUCGAAAAUAAUUCAACAUUCCACGUCAUAAUCCAGUCAUUCCAUGUAGGAAACAGCAGUCAGAGAUGUUAGGGAUUAGCAGCAGGGGUGAACAAGAGGAGGGUAACUGAGAAAUGUUUAACUUUUUUGAGUUUUAUGGACACGUUACGGAUGGAGAGGUUUAUGACAAGCAUACAUUCUUGUUUGUGUAUCAAAUUUAGUUUUCCAACAAAUUGUGACUGUCGAUCAGUUGACCGUUUUUCGACAUUCCCUCUCCGAGUUAGGUUAUGGUAAGUGAACAGCAGUGUUAAGUUUUAAACAAUGUUCUAGAAGGCUGUUUGUUUGAGUGUUAUCAUUGAUUGAAACACACGCGACGUGAAGCAUAGUUUUACAAGUAUUUGUUUUAUUUCGUCAUAGCUUGUGUAUAAUUUUAAUGUUACAAUCCUACGUUCCUCAUAAAUUAACUGUAUUUGUUAGGAUUAUUCGAUGUAAGACAAAGCAAUGCUCAAAGCAACGCUACCAACAAUAAAACCGUAUAAAACUAUAAAACAGAUUGUAUCGUUUGUUCAAAUUGUACUCCAUUGUUUUUGUUUAAGCGAAGACUACAUACACACAACAAAUGGUUCAAAAUUCCGACAAUAUAUAGUCUUCGAUUUAAAAAAAAUCGGACAUACCGUGCCAAAACUAACCGAAAUAGGCUAGAGAACAUAUCAUGCGUAAAAACGUAAAAAUGAAUCUCAAAAGGUAUUAAUUAGCACCAUAUCGCAUCGGAUAUAAAACUUCCAACCCAAAACCAAACCUCUUUGGACUUUCUAGGUACAUAUUUGCGAUUCGUUGUUUUAGGUUCUGAUUCCCACAGCUCACGAUUACUCUUGCGUAAGGUUGGCAGCAGUGAAGCCGUGUGCAUGAAUUCUAAACAGAAAACAUUCAAAUUAUUACAUGCGUAAUGAAUCAAUUGAGCAAAGAGUUCCAUCAUAUUAUUCGGUAACUACCUAUAUGUAUAAUGAGCCAACAAUAAUGUUUUAAAUGUGUUUUAUUGAAUGUCCUGCUUAUAGGAAGAAAUGUUGACGAAAGUUAGGAAACAAAUGAGAAGGUACACUGAGCGAAAUACAUCACUAAGUGAGCCAUUAAGAAGGGUUAAAAACUUGUUGACAAUAAUCUAAAGUUUAGUGUUUAGAAAAAUUUUAAUGUCCAUACAUGCAUGUAAUUAUAUACCAAGCGCAUUUACCAGAACCAACAACCCAUAUAACGACCGCGAAAUAGCAUUCCACAUUAAAUAGCAUAUAUAAAUCAUAUUAACCACACUCAAAACAUAUUCUAUGUGAUCAAUAGAGAGUCAAAUAACCCACAAUGUAAAUAACACAAUCAUCAAAAACGGUAACUUAAAUCAAGAUGCAGUAACAGGUCUCUACGGAACAUCCAACACAGGAAACAAUGCCAUUUACACGGAACCGUAUAUAUAAAAAAACAGCAAAUCGGAAAAUGCUUUUGCUUGUUGGUCCGAGAAAGUUAGAAAAGAAAAUUAAAAAGGUUGAAAACACAAGGAAUAGCCUGCGAGGAAUCUACUGGCACAGUGUAUGUCGCCGACUUUAGCCAUUAGAGGAGUCAAUAAAAUGAAAUGUAUUAUUGCAAAAGAA